UUCCAUUUGCAAACUCCACUCCAUUUUCAGUCCAACGUAAACAGUGAACAAAGAAGAAGAAUUGUCUGAAGCCAAAACCAAACCAAUCAACAAACACACUUCCAACUACCCACAUUCAUUGACCGAACAAACCAGUAAAAAAUACUACCUAAUACUUCUGUCGUAUUUAUUAACUCGCAUAAAUAUAACUACCUAACAAACAUGUUAAGCCGCGCAUCGAAAGCUGUCUUAUUUAAUAACCAUUGUCUUAUAAGACUCCCUUUGUACAACUGGCGCUUUUGCCGUGAAAAUCUCUGUGAUUCUUCGCGUUUUCGAGCUCUUUUAACCAGGGGAGAGUCCCAGUUCUGCCUCUCGCAAGCUCGUUUUCUUUCUUCAUUACGAUCUUCUACAUUCAUGGAGGUUGUCAAAGCAGCUUGUAGACAAGGUUCUGUGGCUCUUGAUAGUGUUGCAAUUAGAGCUGAUGAGAAGAGUUACAGUUACACACAACUUGUCUCAUCUGCCUUAAGAAUAUCUAGGCUGUUGAGCAGUAAUGACCUUAAUGCUUCAGCUGUGCCAGCUGGAGGGUGUGGAGCACGGAUAGGAAUUGUGGCUAAGCCUUGUGCUGAGUUUGUUGCAGCAGUACUAGGGACUUGGUUUAGUGGACGUGUUGCAGUUCCACUUGCACUGAGCUACCCUGAGUCUGAACUCUUGCAUGUGAUGCAUGAUUCGGAUAUAUCCAUGGUACUAAGUACAGAGGAUUAUCAUGAAGUCAUGCAAAAUGUUGCUUCAAAAAGUGCUGCUCAAUUUUCUCUAAUCCCACUUGUUCCCAAUGUUUCUUCAGAGACGACUACACAUGAUCACUCUGAAGUUGAAGAAAUAGAUGCAGAUAGAGGUGAGGACCCAGCAUUAAUUGUUUACACAAGUGGUACAACUGGGAAACCAAAAGGAGUUGUUCAUACACACAGAAGCAUUAAUGCACAGGUCCAAAUGUUAGCUGAGGCUUGGGGGUAUACAUCAGCUGAUCAAUUUCUGCAUUGUCUACCACUACAUCAUGUGCACGGACUUUUCAAUGCUUUAUUUGCCCCUCUUUAUGCGGGUGCCACGGUUGAGUUCAUGCCAAAAUUCAGUGUGAGGGGAAUCUGGCAGAGGUGGCGUGAAUCAUAUCCAUUGAAUGGGAUCAAGUCUGGUGAUGCAACAACUGUUUUUACUGGAGUUCCGACAAUGUAUACCCGAUUGAUACAAGGUUAUGAAGUUAUGGAUACAGAGCUGCAAACUGCUUCUGCUUCUGCCGGAAGACAGUUGCGCCUUAUGAUGUGUGGCUCCUCUGCACUCCCUCUUCCUGUCAUGCAACAAUGGGAAACCAUCACAGGGCACCGCCUUUUGGAACGUUAUGGUAUGACUGAGUUUGUCAUGGCCAUAUCAAAUCCUUUAAGAGGUGAACGAAAGCCAGGCACUGUCGGCAAACCAUUUCCUGGCGUGGAGGUCAAGAUUGCUGAAGACGAGAGUGGAAGUGAUACAGUGGGAGUGGGAGAGCUUUGCGUUAAAAGCCCUUCAUUGUUUAAGGAAUACUGGAAACUUCCAGAGGUAACUGAGAACUCAUUUACUGAUGAUGGCUUCUUUAAGACUGGGGACACUGGAAAAGUGGAUGAAGAUGGAUACUUCAUCAUUUUGGGACGUACAAACGCAGAUAUUAUGAAGGUUGGUGGAUACAAAUUAUCUGCAUUGGAAAUUGAAUCAGUUAUUCUAGAGCAUCCGGUUGUUGCAGAAUGUUGUGUAUUGGGCUUACCAGACAAAGACUAUGGAGAUGCUGUAUCAGUGAUUAUUGUGCCUGACGAAGAAGCAAGGAAAAAGCAAAAGGAAUCAGCAAAGCCUGUUAUAAGCUUGGAAGAACUUUGCACAUGGGCUAAAGACAAACUUGCACCAUACAAGCUACCAACCCGAUUAUUCUUGUGGGACUCGCUGCCCCGAAAUGCUAUGGGAAAGGUGAAUAAGAAAGAGUUGAAGAAACAACUGGCUGCAGAUCAAUGAUCCCAUUUGGUUGUAAAUCAGAAGCGGGAACUGCAACAGCCAUUUUUUGAAUACGUAUAUUCAAACCAGAGGCAUCCAUUCAUUGUUUUCCUUUUGGUUGUGACCAAAAAGUGUAAGAGUGUGUGUAAUAUAUAGUUGUGAAGCGGCUAGUAAGACUUACAUUUCCUUAGGCAAUUUAAGCCUUACACCAACUCUUACAUAUAUAUAAGGAAGAAUAAUAUUUACCCAUUGUGCUGGCUUA
This is a messenger RNA of Pistacia vera, 2248 nucleotides long. RefSeq names its product malonate--CoA ligase. Gene Ontology annotation, biological process: fatty acid metabolic process. The transcript has 17 exons. Lineage: Eukaryota; Viridiplantae; Streptophyta; Magnoliopsida; Sapindales; Anacardiaceae. The record is from RefSeq and is a predicted model, not a curated record. The coding region runs from base 202 to 2007 and encodes 601 amino acids. Gene Ontology annotation, molecular function: medium-chain fatty acid-CoA ligase activity.